GAGCUCUCGACUUACUGUACGGAAUGGUUACCAAAAAGAAUUUGAUGGAAAUCGUGCAGAAAUUGUUGGUUAAUGUGAAUGAAAGUCAAAUGGGAAACAAAUAUAGAGAUGAAAUCAUUGCAAAACUUAUUGAUAUUUGUUCUCAAAACGACUAUCAAUUUAUAGCAAAUUUUGAAUGGUAUAUAACAGUGUUGGUGGAACUGUCGCGUGUGGAAGGGGGUACAGAACACGGAGGUCUCAUCGCUCAACAACUUUUAGACGUUGCCAUAAGAGUCGAAGCCAUCCGAUCCUUUGUCACCCGACAUAUGGCCAUAUUACUGGAGAACUCUCACCUCUUUUUGAACAACUCGUCGGUGUGUGAAGUGCUAUACGCGGCCGCCUGGAUAUGCGGCGAAUUCGCUGAUUUCAUUCCAAACCAAAUGCAAACUCUAUUGCAUUUGUUGACCACCACUGCAUUCCCGGCUCACAUAACAGCCUUCGACGAUAACGACUCAGAGGACGAAACCAUCGAAGAAAUGCAUUUUGGAGCAGAAGAAGAAGAAGAGGAGGAAGAGAUAAUUCUAUCCGAAGAACAGAUUCAACACAACAGACGGAUGGCUGACGAAAGGAAGGCCCAAAACGACAAAAAUCCGAAUUAUUUGAAAUCGAGUUCCAAAUCGAAAAAGAAGAGAAAAUCAAAGAAAGAGAGAGACAUUGAAAUGGCUGACGAAGUGGUAGAAGAGGCCCAAGAAGUGGUCCCUAAUAUAGUGACGCCAGUCAUAAGUAAUGCCAUUCCGGGACUCAUUUCGUCGCAAAAUUAUGUGAAGAAAACAAAACCUAAGAAAACAAAAAAGAGUAAAAAGAAACAAAUGGAAGAAGAAGAGGACGAGGAGGAGACAGAAGUGCAUCAAAUCGUUACCAUAAAAGGCUUAGAAAUGCCGGAAGGAGUCGACGCCAACGACUUGGAGAGCGACGAGGACUCGGCUGAGGGUCAGACACAGGACCCCCACAAAGCUCUCGCAAAAAUCACUUUCAGUGAAUCGGAUUUUGUGAGCAAUAAAUACGUUUCGAAACAUUCAAAAGAUUUGAACGCAACUGAAGACAAACCCAAGAAGAAGAAGAAGAGUUCCAAAAAAGUGACACAAAAUGAAGAGAAGAUUGAAAAGAAAGUGAAGAAAAAGAGAGUUAAACCCAAAGAGAAUGAAGACUUACUCUUAGAGAAUGGGGACAAUCUGUUAGUGAAUGUGGAGUCCGUCGAGACGUCGGCGCACAACACGACCUCCAAGAAGAAGAGUAAACGACCGAAAACUCUGGAACUGAACGGAGAGAAGAAGAAAAGCAAAAAGAAGAGUAAAUCAAAGACAUCAACAGUUUUGGAGACAACAGAACUCAUAGAAUUGGAGCGAAAGCGCGACGAAUACGAGGAGACGGCAGGUAUUGAGACCCCGAGUCUGUUCGUGCCUUCAGUGCAAUCAUCGAUCCCUUCGGAAACACCGGUUGAACCGGCGGUCGAGCCCUCCACUCCUGAGAACACCAUUUGA
Oppiella nova is the source of this 1520-nucleotide messenger RNA. The record is from the annotation of a GenBank genome assembly. Lineage: Eukaryota; Metazoa; Arthropoda; Arachnida; Sarcoptiformes; Oppiidae.